Paramuricea clavata is the source of this 523-nucleotide messenger RNA. NCBI's taxonomy places the organism in Eukaryota, Metazoa, Cnidaria, Anthozoa, Malacalcyonacea, Plexauridae. The record is from the annotation of a GenBank genome assembly.
AUUAUGUAGAUGAUAUUUUCGAGACAUUUGUACAGUCUACUGAAUAUGACGGUGAACGUGCCUCCAAAGCUCUGGCAGAAAUAACUCCAUCGCCUAUGGACACUAUGCUGGAGAAACAGCCCAAAGAUGAAGCCAUAGCAAAAAGGGAUCAGCGAAAGCAAAUGGUGAUUGAAGAUGUCCCAGCAACUGCAACAGGUGAAUUAUUUUAAAUUGUAUUUUUUAUAUAAUUGCAGUAAAAAUUGAGUUGUAACAUUUGACUAACUUUACUACAAUGAUACAGACAGACACUACAGAAAGAAUGCAACAUGGGAUCAUACCCAGCAUAGAUCUUAAUUGGUAGAUAUUUCACACAGGACUAAUCUAUGUAUAUUGCAUGUGUUUUAUUCUUUUAGUUUGUGAGGCUGCAGAGCAUGUGACAGUGACAACAAGACAAAAGCCUCGGUGUAAAUCCUGUGGACACCCAAUGAAGGGACACAAAUUUGUUGUGGGAUGUACAAAGAACCAAAAUAGCAGUGUGGAAUAG